Punica granatum (pomegranate) is the source of this 2857-nucleotide messenger RNA. NCBI's taxonomy places the organism in Eukaryota, Viridiplantae, Streptophyta, Magnoliopsida, Myrtales, Lythraceae. The record is from RefSeq and is a predicted model, not a curated record.
AGCGGGGGGGAAAGGACAGAGAAAAGGGCGGGCAGAAGCAUGGAUUGUUAACCUAAAGCUCUGGCCUUUGCCGCUCACUCUCUUCCCAUUGUCGUCUCCUCCUCGUCUCUCUGCUUCAUCACUUUCUCCUCUUCCUCUCUCUACGCGCAAUCAUCGCUGCUGUCAGCUCCAGCGGUCAGAUUCCGGACGCUCCAUUUUGCCGGUGUUGCGUUGGUUGUGCCAUGUUUUCUUGAUUGUUCGGGAUCCAUUGAGGCGGUGACUCCGAAUCUGGUGGAAAUGUUGGAAAUUCAGUAGGACUAGGCGGAGGACGACAAGUUGGAAUCUUAUUAACACUGUAAAGUGCUUAAUAGCUGCUCUGAGGUCUCAAUAUGGAGAGAACAGAGUCAAUGAAGUCAAACUUGAAGUCACUUGACACCCACUUCGUUCCUAAGAUUUCUGAAUGGCUUGCUCAAAAUCUUCAAGAUAUGCAGCAAACUUCUAAGCAAAUAAUGAAGCUGAUUGAAGAAGAUGGGAAUUCAGCUCAGGAAAUCGAUGGCUGUGACCUGAAAAAGCUUCAGCUGCUCACUCUUGUUCAAGAAUUUAGCAGCAUGUAUCAAUCUCUGGCUGAUCAGUACAACCAGAUUACAGGAGAAUCUCAAGAAGCAGAUACUCAUCUGGAGCUCCACGGGGAGAGGCAAGAAGCUGGGGAGCCAGUCUCCCAGAAGAGCUCUUCGCAUGCAACUCCUGAAGGAAAGGUCCAGCCUCACAAUCUGGGACAUCAUCAUGUUGGUACCGAUCUGUCUUUCAGCUCUGGUGAUGGAAGCUUUGAGGCUUCUUUGAAGGAAGGCAUUGAAUCAUCAUCAUCAUCAUCAUCAUCAUCCGAUUCGGAAUCAGAAUAUUUCAGUACUGCUAUCAAUGGCUAUCUGGGCACAGUCAAGUUAAUUAAUGGCCUGGGACAGCAGCAAAAGAAAAAUAAGCCUGUGAUUGAACCCAUAGACAUGAACUUAUCAUCCGAAGAAGUGGAUGCUGAUGAUAGUGCAAAGAGAAGUGAAAAUGGAAGUUAUGAGGAGCUUAUUGGUAGAAUAGUGCAGUACGAGGGAGAGCUUAAGGCUCUAAACCUAAAGCUCCAGCAAUCUGAAGAACAUAUCUCACAGCUGAAGAGUGCACUUGACAAAAGUGAGGGUGCUGAACAUGAUCUGCAAAUUCAACUUGAAGCAGCAAAGACUGAGAUGGAAAAGAAAGAUGCUGAUUAUGAAGAGGCAAAAGGCAAAGUUUUGCAACUUGAAAAGCAAAUACUUGAAUCAGAAGCCAUAAUUCUAGAUUCUAAUUACAAGACUGGGAUAUUGAUGACAGAGCUCAAACAAUCUCAGGAAAAGCUUGAGAGGUCAAAUGAAGAUUCAGUUGUCCUGAUUACCAGGCUUGAUUCAGAGAGACAGAAGAUAGUGGAACUGCAAGAAAGAAUCUCAAUGUACCAAGAAGAUGUGUCCGAUCGAGAAAAUGAGAUUAUGAGAUUACAAAAUGUCUGUAUGGAGAAAGAACAGCUGAUAAUGCAAUGGGAGUUGCGGUGCAAACAGUUGGAAGAAAGCUUAAGACAACAUGAAGAUGAGAAGAUUGAAAUGAUGGAAGUUCACCAUGCCCUAGUGCGAAAUAUGCAAGAUCACAUCAGUAACUCAAAGGUAGCAAUCGAAGAGAGGGAGACUCGAAUAGGCAGCCUCAAUAAAGAAUUUGACAUGAUGAAGCUGAGGCAUGACACGGUAGUGGCGGAGAGAGAUGGACUGAAUGCUCGGAUUCAAGCCUUUUUAGCAGAGUUCAGCAACAAAGACAAUCACAUUAAUGAGCUCACUACCAGGAUUGCAACUACAGAGGAAGUUGCAGGCAAGUUGAAGUUGAGGGUGCAGGAGUUGGAGGAAGAAGUGGAAUGGCAGAAAAUUCUGAUUUUAGAUGGGGCCGAGAAGAAGAGAGAAGCCAUAAGGCAACUCUGCUUUUCAUUGGAGCAUUACCGGAUGGGGUAUCACGAGCUUCGUGAGGUUUUUCGGGGGCAUAAGAGGGAUGUUCUUGCCUUGUAGGCCUCGUCAAGUGCAGUAUCGCGUACAUCCUAGUAAUGGCCUGGCGAGGUAAUAAAGGCUCAUCUCUGAAUGUCUGCCUUCAGUCGUUGCUCAUAAUUGUUUGCUGAAGAUUUGUCAGUUUCUUUAUGUUUGGGGUCUCAUUUAAUAACUAGUUUUGUCUCAAGCAGCGUCUUUAUUCGGGAUAUAUGUGCUAUAAAGUAAGGUUUUAUUUUUGUUCAUAACUUCUCUUCUUAUGUGUUCUUUGAACUCCUAGACAAGUAUCGCAAGUAAGGUUGAAUUUUAUGGUAAGGGUUCGAUUAUUAGCAUUUGGGUAAUUCUCUGUAUUGGCAAACUGUAUGGAGCCAAGAAUGCCAUGACCUUAAGCGGGCAAAUCCCAGAACUUACAAUGUUUUUGGGAGUUGAUUUUGGAGGGAGAUGGAGUGAGAGGAAGGGAGAGUAAUUAUGUAGGAUCUGUUAACCUCCCAAUAUGGAGGAAAUAAGGUGCUGAAAGAUUUAAAAAAAUAACAAAAUGGCCAUGAAACCUCUUACCUAGCUAUUCUCUUUUUCAUCCUUCUCUCAAUGACGAGGAGCUCUUCCUUUGGAUGGCGAAUUUGGCAGCAACAAUGUAGAUCGUUGGCAUCAAUCAUGUAGAUCGCUGGCGUCAAUCAUCAAGUUCCCUCAAGGCUCUCUCUCUCUCCUCUUUCCCUCUCUGUUGUUCAAUGAUUCUACCAGAAUUCUGCAUCAACUAUUGAGAUGUUAGGUUGAUUUAUUUUAGAUGCUAGGAGGUUCGGAACGGAUGGAAUAAGAUAGGGCAUGGGCAAUCUUACUUGCGA